AUGGCUGAAUCGAUUCAUGUCGACUGCUCGGCAGCGCCACCGGACCAUUAUGAACCUGACAACGACAUCAGCGGGGCCGGAAUUGUUGUUAGCUAUAUUUCGACCGCAGGCCUUGCUGUUCUUAUCAUAAUCGUGUAUUAUGUCGUCGUCUACGAUCCUUUGGUGGAUCCAUUCAACGCAGACGCAGACGCAGACACAGCCCAGGAAUGUGCUACGUGGGAUCACGUUAACCCGUUGGACGACUUUUUAUUGAGGUGGUUACGAUCGGGGCCGGCAUAUAUUUCAAAACAGGUCCUGGGCUCACGCAAACUUCUGUCACCCCGUGCUAGGUCUCGGCUUGACGGAGUCCUAAUCAAGUGCCUUUUGAUUAUGAGUGACCUGCAGAUUGUCACCGGGUUUGCAAUCCUUCUCAGUGGGUUUACACAGCUUCAAAGUGGCCUGGAAGCCUUGAAAUGGCGCACUAUUCUUGACCUGGCAUGGUUCUCCUGUCUGACACAUCUUUCAUGCCUAACAAUGUUGCGACGACAUCUUCACACGCACACCAUUGAGCGCAUAUGGAGAUUGUUCGCCAUGGGUAUACUUGCGGCAUUGCUAGCCGCCGGCCUACUACCUACGGCCAAUCAUAAAUGGCUUUUACUUUCUGAGGAUGCUAAAGCUACCCCCGCUAUUUGUAUCCUCGGCUGCUAUCUGAAGCCUGGACCAAACAAGGAAUGGGCGAACACUAUGGUAUUGAACAUGAAUGUUAAUAUAGAUGACUUCCAUCCGUCCCAAUGGUUCUGGCCACCGAUAGUAUCCGCAAGCUUUGUCGUGGUUGCAUUUACCUUUCGAGUCGUGAGAUUAUAUAAGUCUCUCUCUUUGAGUGUCAACCGAGCGACUAAAUGGGUUGAUAACCAGAUACAGAGACUUCUCUCGCUUCUUUUUAGAACCCUCUGUAAAGAAGAAGAGAUUUAUAGCCUUAAACGUUCACUCGGAUACCGGCCUGUCUUUGGUAUUGUGAUGAUUUGGCGUUUUUUGUUAGUCUUAUGGGCUUCAUUUGCCCUCGAGGUAAGCUGGGUCUUAAUAGCUUUCCUCUGGGGUAUCUGGCGCUUGAUGCUAGACUUGUCUCCUACCAACAUGAUGGAAGCCCUAGAUUUCAGCAACCAAGUAUGGUCAUUUGGCCAAAUCGUCCCCGUAUUAAUGUUGGCGGCACCCCUCAUCAGCAUUGCUGAAACAUUUAAAGAACGUGAGUUUUACAAAGCUACAAAGCUUUCCGAAACAGACUCAAGUGAGGAGACUUUGGUGCCCCGGGAGUCAUCGGACCGCCAUCUAUCAUCUCGACUCCCUUUGCGCUCUACCGAACCUAGUACAUCUGAGGACCUCGAAAGGCCAGAUUCUGGCUGGGCCUCCCACCCCAGCUGUCUUGGAACAGCAACUACAUACAUCUGCGCGUCUUGUAUUUACGUUGGCGUGCUUGUUUUCGUCAAUUCUUCAAAUGGCACGGCCCCUUUGAAUGGGAUUCGCCAAUUUGGCCUAAUUGUUCCGAUGGCAAUUUACUGCUUUUAUUGGGUAGUGCUUCUCUCUCACACUAUCGAACUGGCCGUACCGCAAGAUCGUUGUUGGCUUCGAAGGUUCUUACAGGGUGUGGUCCUUGGCUUGUAUAUGACUGGCACAUAUAUUCUCGGUGCAAACUAUUGGCUUCUGGUGAUUGCUAGUGGCUUUUACAUUCUGGGUUCUUUCAUACACACAGCUAUUGGGUGGAGCAAGCGUUGA
Molecule: messenger RNA, 1749 nt
Organism: Penicillium crustosum
Lineage: Eukaryota; Fungi; Ascomycota; Eurotiomycetes; Eurotiales; Aspergillaceae
Exons: 5
Coding region: 1-1749 (582 amino acids)
Source: RefSeq, a predicted model, not a curated record